Messenger RNA from Homarus americanus (American lobster), 606 nucleotides. Its product is annotated as prostatic spermine-binding protein-like. Lineage: Eukaryota; Metazoa; Arthropoda; Malacostraca; Decapoda; Nephropidae. Bases 1 to 606 code for a protein of 201 amino acids. The record is from RefSeq and is a predicted model, not a curated record. The transcript is spliced from 2 exons.
AUGUGUAGGUCAGUCACACAUCACAACCAAACCUUCAGCAAAAGUUUGUCUACCGCCGCUCACACUCGGAACAUAUACAGAGGAGGUGACAGUGACGAGGAGGACAACAGUGACGAGGAGGAAAACAGUGACGAGGAGGACAACAGUGACGAGGAGGACAACAGUGACGAGGAGGACAACAGUGACGAGGAGGACAACAGUGACGAGGAGGACAACAGUGACGAGGAGGACAACAGUGACGAGGAGGACAACAGUGACGAGGAGGAAAACAGUGACGAGGAGGACAACAGUGACGAGGAGGACAACAGUGACGAGGAGGACAACAGUGACGAGGAGGACAACAGUGACGAGGAGGACAACAGUGACGAGGAGGACAACAGUGACGAGGAGGACAACAGUGACGAGGAGGAAAACAGUGACGAGGAGGACAACAGUGACGAGGAGGACAACAGUGACGAGGAGGACAACAGUGACGAGGAGGACAACAGUGACGAGGAGGACAACAGUGGCGAGGAGGACAACAGUGGCGAGGAGGACAACAGUGGCGAGGAGGACAACAGUGACGAGGAGAACAACAGUGACGAGGAGGACAAUAAUGGGGUGUAA